This is a messenger RNA of Arabidopsis lyrata subsp. lyrata, 414 nucleotides long. RefSeq lists its product as uncharacterized. The transcript has a single exon. Bases 127 to 414 code for a protein of 95 amino acids. NCBI's taxonomy places the organism in Eukaryota, Viridiplantae, Streptophyta, Magnoliopsida, Brassicales, Brassicaceae. The record is from RefSeq and is a predicted model, not a curated record.
AUUCUAUAAAUAGAUAACAUUACCUUCACUAUAUAAAUCACCUAGACAAACACAACAUUCUUCACCAAAUCAUCUUCUUUAUUUAUAAUAUUUGUUCUAAUCAAUAUCACUACAUUCGUAUACGAUAUGGCAGCUCAAAGUUUGAAGAAAACAUGCAAUCUUUUGAUUGUUACAGCUUUAAUCACAAUGAUGUUUUCAGCACAAAUCUCACAUUCGAAUAAUGUAGAUAUGUGUAUCAAACAUUGUGUCUCAAACCAAUGUUUGAAAGAAGUUAAAAACGCUACUCCUACAAUGUGCGAGGAUGCUUGCAAAAAACUUUGCAAUGACCUACAAAAUGGUAAAGAAAAAUACAUUGUGCCUACUAAAAGCCGGUUUUGCAGAUGGUUUCCUAAUCUGUGUGGUGCUAUUAAUUAA